AUGCGCAGCUCAAUCUCCCAGCUCUUCUCGGCAGCCUCUGAUCACGAUGCCAAAGAGCGUAGCGCACACCAACACCAACAGCAGCAGCAGCAAUCUGCCGGAGCUCCUACACAAUGCACUAAUGGCUAUGCAGGACACAGUGGAUCAAUUAAAGAUGUAUCAAAAACAGACUGGAAUUCCCACAACGGGAACGGAACCGCGAAGCACAACGGGACUCUCGGCCGAGGGACGUCCGAAACGGCAGAGACCGACUCAUCAGGGACCGGGGGGAUGCGGGACGCGCUGGAGGGGCCGGGCUCAGCGCCGAACGACGCUAUUCACCUCAAGAGACGGGUGGGACUCUUCAGUGGGGUUGCUUUAAUUGUCGGCACCAUGAUCGGAUCCGGAAUUUUCGUGUCGCCAUCUGGUUUACUGGUGAGAACUGGUUCCAUUGGUGUGAGCUUUAUCAUCUGGAUGGCCUGUGGGUUGCUCUCGUUGUUAGGUGCAUUGGCGUACGCUGAGUUAGGCACGAUGAACACUUCGUCCGGAGCAGAAUGGGCAUACUUUAUGGAUGCGUUCGGAGCGUGGCCGGCCUUCCUGUUCUCGUGGGUGUCGACGCUGGUGCUCAAACCGUCCCAGAUGGCGAUCAUUUGUCUGUCGUUCGCGCAGUACGCCGUCGAGGCGUUCGUGUCCGAGUGCGACCCGCCGCUCAGUGUGGUGAAGAUGGUCGCAAUCCUCGCGAUUGUGAGCAUUUUAUUCGUUAAUUGUUAUAGUGUGAACCUCGGCAUGGCGGUGCAGAACGUAUUCACGUCGGCCAAGCUGGUCGCGGUGCUGAUCGUCAUCUGCGGGGGCGCGUACAAGCUGUGCCAGGGCAACACGCAGCACCUGCAGAAUGCAUUUAGUGGCGCCACGCCGUCGAUGGGUGCCAUUGCGACCGCCUUCUACACCGGCCUGUGGGCGUACGAUGGUUGGAACAAUCUUAACUACGUCACGGAGGAGAUCCAGAAUCCGAGCAAAAAUCUUCCCCGUUCGAUCAUCAUCGGAAUCCCGCUGGUGACACUCUGUUACGCCCUGAUCAACGUGUCCUACCUGGCGGCCAUGUCCCCGACGGAGAUGAUCGAGUCGGAGGCGGUCGCCGUAACGUUCGGUAACCGGAUCCUGGGCGUGAUGGCUUGGCUGAUGCCGCUGAGUGUCACGAUCAGUACAUUUGGCAGCGCCAAUGGUACCUUGUUUGCCGCCGGUCGGCUCUGUUUCGCUGCGAGUCGUGAGGGACAUCUGCUGGACAUACUGUCGUACGUGCACGUCCGUCGUCUCACUCCGGCACCGGGAUUGAUCUUUCACUCUCUGAUUGCCGGCGCAAUGGUUCUGUACGGUACGAUCGAUUCCCUGAUCGACUUCUUCAGCUUCACCGCGUGGAUCUUCUACGGUGGCGCGAUGGUGGCCCUCAUCGUCAUGCGUUACACCAAACCGAACUACCCUAGGCCCUACAAAGUUCCAAUCAUCAUUCCAAUUCUGGUUAUGGUCAUUUCCGGCUACCUUGUCGUGGCGCCUAUCAUCGACAACCCGCAAAUCGAGUACCUGUACGCAGUGCUGUUCAUACUGGCCGGGCUGAUCCUCUACGUUCCCUUCGUGCACUACGGCUACCAUCCAAAGUUCAUGAACAAUGUUACCCUCUUCUUCCAAAUGCUGUUCGAAGUGGUCCCCACGACCACGAUGGCGAUGUUCGACUAGUAAACCUACCCCCCACGUUUGUAGCUCGGACUUUCUGCGGCACAAAGUAACCAGACAAGCAACCAUAAACAUAAUCCUUUGGCUAGUCGGGAGACCGGGAGGGGUCACACAGUCCCCUCUAGUGCUAUGCAUCCCGUACUUAAUCACACCAAUAACUAAGCAACGCUUAAAAUGACGCGGUCGCAAAAGCGCUGGAAAGCGGCUGGAGAACUUUAGAAGUUCAUAAACCGUUGGUCGGAUACUUUGUGACUUGUGGAAUUGGAACCGUGUCCCCGUGUGCUCGCUCUCUAUGGCUACGGCCGGUAGGCAGAAAGGAGACUUUAUCUAAAAAUAGCAAUA
This is a messenger RNA of Anopheles coustani, 2049 nucleotides long. It is a transcript of the gene sbm, whose product is annotated as b(0,+)-type amino acid transporter 1. Gene Ontology annotation, cellular component: membrane. Lineage: Eukaryota; Metazoa; Arthropoda; Insecta; Diptera; Culicidae. Gene Ontology annotation, molecular function: L-amino acid transmembrane transporter activity. The transcript has 11 exons. Bases 1 to 1710 code for a protein of 569 amino acids. The record is from RefSeq and is a predicted model, not a curated record. Gene Ontology annotation, biological process: amino acid transmembrane transport.